This is a messenger RNA of Fusarium tjaetaba, 1983 nucleotides long. RefSeq names its product oleate-activated transcription factor 1. Gene Ontology annotation, molecular function: zinc ion binding; DNA-binding transcription factor activity, RNA polymerase II-specific. The record is from RefSeq and is a predicted model, not a curated record. Lineage: Eukaryota; Fungi; Ascomycota; Sordariomycetes; Hypocreales; Nectriaceae. Bases 1 to 1983 code for a protein of 660 amino acids. Gene Ontology annotation, biological process: regulation of DNA-templated transcription. The transcript has 3 exons.
AUGUCAUACAAUCAAUUUCCCAAUCGGAGACGAGUGAUACAAGCAUGCGUAAACUGCCGUAUGCGCAAGACGCGCUGUGACGCUGUCCAGCCAAGAUGCGGCCUCUGUGCUUCUCAGAAUGUCGAUUGCGUCUAUCGAGAUGCGAAACAACCCAAGAUUGACUAUAACACUCAGGUCCUCCUGGAGCGGAUGCAGCUUCUCGAGGAUCGCAUUCUAUCGUCGAAGUCAGCAUCGCAGAGUCAGAGAGUUCAGCCGGAAGCCUCACCUACGAGCCAUCAUGAUCCACAGCAUGACUCAACCAUUGAGGGCCGAGAGCCUGUGUUUGAAGUUCAAAUACCGCUGUCGCAUACAGCUAACGCGAAUCACGUUUUCUCAUGGAGCUUGGUUCAGACCCUUCUCUCAGAGAACGGCGCAGAUGAACAGGACUUGCUGAGAUAUGCAGAUGCAACCGAAGUCUUCUUCCAAGAGCAGCAGAACAACCAACAUCCGUCGACAACGUCACAGCCUCCUUCCUCGUGGAAGCUCUACGACAGCUCAUACUGCAGAUCGUCUCUUUAUGACAAUGUAGGACGGCUGCGCGAUUUGAUCCACCUCUACUUUACAAAAGUCAACAUCUUCUUCCCUCUGUUAUUGAAGAUCGAUAUUCUCAAGAUCUUCGAUAUAGUAACAGCUAGGGAGUUUUACGGAGAGAAUGACACACCGAUGGUUGAUAUGCCGCGAUAUGGCCUGCUUCUUGUGGUUCUUUGCCUGGCAUUGUUGAGUUCGAGUGGACAGUCUGACAUAUGCCUCGAAGCUAACCAUAAAACAUUCCCAAACAGCUCGAAUAAUCUGGAGGAUCAGCUGAGAAGUGAAUUAUGGUGCAAGGCAAGAUUGAUACUGGGUUACAUCUCGACUGAUAUGUCGUUAGAGGCUGCUCAGGCCAGUAUGCUCACAAGCAUCUACAUGGGUGCUUCGGGUGCAGUAGCAGAAGCUUUCCACUGGGCACACGCAACAGCUGUCAAGUGCGAGACCAUGGCCCGAUUACAAGCAAAGAGCGAGACUGUCUCUGAUGGCUUCCGUCGUUUGUACUGGAUAUCCUUCAUAUACGAAUGUGAUUUCAUAUCCGAGAUAUCUAUUGUGUCGCCGUCUGGUAUAGCACGAUAUGAAGACAAAAUUCCAUACCCAGCCUUCAAUGCCGAAAGCCACCCCAUCUCGCCAUCCGUGCCAGAUUCAUCAGAAGCCAGCACGAUAAGAAGUCAGGAAGAGCUUGUCGCAUUUCAGAUCACUACAAACUCAGCCAUCAGACGGUUUCUGAACACUGUCAACAGUGUUGUUUACGAUGACAAGGAGCAGUUCCGGACGAGGCGAUCCAACUACGCAUCUUGGCUGCUCAGAAUAUCGGAAGAUCUCUGGUCGCAUCACUCUGCCAUAUACCGCAAUCUCCCCGAAUUUCUCCUUAGCAAUCCAUCUCAAGAUGUCCCUAUGACAGGUGCUGAUACAAGUUCACCUGCAAGUCUUCAAUCCCCAACAGCGCGUAUUCAGGGCAUACCAGUCGGCAAUGACUCAUGGAACAUCUUGAGACUCAAGGGGCGAUACUAUGCAGGCCAAUAUAUUAUACACAGGCCUUUCAUCGAAUUCAUUGUCCUCAACAUCGAUAAUUUUGAGUCUCAUCCUUGCAAAGAGGCAGUUCUGAAACGAUCCAAGUCUUGUUUGGAUGGGUGUUCGGGGUUCAUCAAGGUAUUUGAUGUUCAGACGGUAAAUAGUCUGACGUGUUUGUUCCCUACUGGCAUGGUUACCUUCACCAUGACCAUUAUCUUGAUGGUGGCAACCAUCUUUCCGAUAUUUAAGGACCUACUGCCUGACGAUGUGGAGGAUGUGAUUUUGGCUGGGAAGAGGAACCUCGCUCGAUUCAGCCAGAGUGUGGCAGAGUUUUCAUGGCACAUGGAGAUACUAGAGAGGCUCGAUGGGGCACGGCAAAAACGAAUAGCAAGGCAGGAGGGAUAG